AUGGCACCUUCAAUGAAUGAAAACUUUGAUUCUUUGACUCCAGAUCAAAUUGUUUCGGUCAUUUAUGGUAUAAAAUCAAAGAACAAACAUCAAAGGGAGUAUGCCAUUAACAAUUUCUCAAAUAUUUCGAAGAAACUUGGUUCAGAUAGAACUAUUCAUGAAUUAGUACCAUAUUACAUCGAAUCAACGACAGUUAAUAUCGAAGAAAUUGCUGGAAUCAUCGAUCAAAUUGCAAAACUCGAUUUUAAACAGUUGAAAUCCGAUGAAAUCGAAUUCUUAUUAAAUACAAUCAAACAAUACACAGAAAUAGAUUCCACAGAUACAAGAAAUUCAUUUGCACAACUUAUGUCCAUUUUAGUUGAUGUUUUAGAUAAUGACCAAUUUGAAGCCAUAUUUUUGCCAUAUUUCCAUAAUCUACUUGAAGAAGAUUAUGCACCAAUGAAGUUCACAUUCUUUACUAUCCUGAAAUCCAUUGCCGAAAUCCUUACAGAAGAUAUGCUCGAAGAAAUCUUCAUUAAAUACCAAGAAUUAGGCGAAAUACCAGUAGAAGUCCAAGUGCAUAUGAUAGAUGCAUCAUCCGAGAUAUUUAAAUACGCAAAUGAAAACACGAAAGACACAAUUCUUCAAUUGAUCAGUGAAUACAUAGAAUCAAAGGAUCCACGAGUUGCAUUAGCAUUACUUACAAUACUUCCUAAUAUUGAUGCUUCAAAAGAUCAAGCGAAUUCUUACAUAAAACAAAUUAUUCUUUUUGAAGACUUCAGAGUACAAACAAAGGCCAUUGAAACGCUUACCAAGCUUCGUAAGAUAAGUCCUGAUGAUAUUGUUGACUAUUUAAACUACUAUUACCAGACGAAAAACAAAAUUUUACUUGUUUCCAUAGCAGAUGCCCUUCCUUCAUGCAAAGGAUGCAGCGACAAGAGCAUUAAUACACUUAGAGACAUGGUCGAUGACUUUUUACAGUACGAUUUCCCUCCAAUUAUCGUAUCAACUUUGAAAGCACUUUAUCCAUUGAUAGAUGAGCUCGGAAACGAAUAUGUUCUUGAUUCAAUCACACAGUUCAUUGCUAGUUCAACAGUAGACCUCCAAUUGGCUGCUGUUUCAACAAUUAUUUAUUCAGAUUUCAGUGAAGACGAGAAAGGAUCAAUCAUUGACGGUGUUCUUCAGAAGAUCGAUUGGCGAGGUCGAUUUGCAAUUGCAGAAUCAGAUUCUCUUUUGCGAGAUAAUAAUACACUUCUGGAACGUCUUAUUUUCGAUGAUUCAUAUCGUGUUCGAAACCGAGCCGCGAAAACAUUUGGCAAUCUUUCAAAAACGGAAGGCGAAACAUACAUCAACAAAGUUAUCAUUCCAACAAUCUAUAAAUUGUCUGUUGAUGAAGAUUACCAGCACAGACAGACAGCAAUUCAACUGUGUCUUGAGUUAGAACACAAAUCAGUUGCGAAAGACAUUCUUGAAAAUCUUUCAACAGAUCCAGUUAGUAAUGUUAGAAUUACAGUUAUGAAAAUCUCUCAAUUGAUGGGAUUCGAAGAUAUUGUCAUUAAACUUAAAGAAGAUCCUGAUGAAGAUGUCCGAGAUGCUGUUUAA
Molecule: messenger RNA, 1581 nt
Organism: Trichomonas vaginalis G3
Lineage: Eukaryota; Parabasalia; Trichomonadida; Trichomonadidae
Product: meiotic spindle elongation
Exons: 1
Coding region: 1-1581 (526 amino acids)
Biological process (GO): protein dephosphorylation
Cellular component (GO): cytoplasm; protein phosphatase type 2A complex
Molecular function (GO): protein phosphatase regulator activity
Source: RefSeq, a predicted model, not a curated record